Messenger RNA from Odobenus rosmarus divergens (Pacific walrus), 2751 nucleotides. It is a transcript of the gene COL13A1, whose product is annotated as collagen, type XIII, alpha 1. Bases 481 to 2523 code for a protein of 680 amino acids. The record is from RefSeq and is a predicted model, not a curated record. The transcript is spliced from 37 exons. NCBI's taxonomy places the organism in Eukaryota, Metazoa, Chordata, Mammalia, Carnivora, Odobenidae.
UAGUGUGUCAAGUUACAGAGGCGCCGGAAUCGGCCCCAACGCUCCUCGGCAGCGGCAACGACCCACCUCUGCCCAUGGGGCCCUCCAUGCGCGCCCCUUCGCCGCGGGACUGAAACCGGCUCGCCCGGGAGUCGUGAGACACCAAGAAGGACGGACAGCGCAGAACCAACUCCAGGACUCUGCAAACACUUGAAGGGAAAAACGGGGCGGAGAGAAGGAGAGCCGUCCAGAUUCCCCUAACUUUCCUGGACUUGGAACAUUCUUCGAAGUAACUUUCUUCUCACCUGGGUGCACCCCGAUUACCGCUGGUUGUGUUUUUUUCGGCUUUUCCCCUCCUGCCGCUAAUUUUUCCAUCCUCUGCCGGGAGCAAAGGAAAGGGACAUUUCCCCCCUGCCAGCAGCUCGGAUCGCGCCUCGGGGCAGCGGCUCUCGCCUUUAUUUAUUCUAUUUAUUUAUUUAUUGGUUCUCAAGACCCGAGGGGAUGGUAGCGGAGCGCGCCCGCAAAGCGGCAGCAGCCGGUGCCCGCGGCCCCGGGGAGCCGGGCGCGCCCGCGGCGGUGGCGCCGGCCGAGCGCUGCGCGCGGCUGCCGAGCCCGGGGUCGUGCGGGCUGCUGGCGCUGGCCCUGUGCUCGCUGGCGCUCAGCCUGCUCGCCCACUUUCGGACCGCCGAGCUGCAGGCCCGGGUGCUGCGCCUGGAAGCGGAGCGUGGGGAGCAGCAAAUGGAGACGGCUAUUUUGGGACGAGUCAACCAACUGCUGGAUGAGAAAUGGAAGCUCCACUCUCGGAGGCGCCGGGAGGCCCUCCCGAAGACGUCUUCAGGGUGUCACUGUCCGCCAGGGCCUCCCGGUCCCGCUGGAAGACCCGGCCUCCCAGGGGACAAAGGUGCCAUUGGGAUGCCUGGACGUGUGGGAGUAAAGGGCCAACCAGGCGAGAAGGGAGCCCCAGGAGACACCGGCAUGUCCAUCAUCGGCCCCCGCGGCCCCCCUGGUCAGCCGGGCACUCGAGGUUUCCCUGGAUUUCCGGGUCCCAUUGGGCUCGAUGGCAAACCGGGCCACCCCGGACCCAAAGGGGAGAUGGGACCUCAAGGGCAAAAAGGAGAAAAGGGUCAGUGUGGAGAGUACCCACAUCGGGGUGAACGGGGCCAGGCCGGCAUCCAAGGCCCUCCGGGGCCACCAGGCCCGCCUGGACCAAGUGGACCUCUGGGGCCCCCGGGACUGCCAGGGCCCAUGGGGCCACCCGGCUUACCCGGGCCUCCUGGACCGAAGGGAGACCCAGGAAUCCAGGGCUACCACGGCCGGAAGGGAGAACGGGGCAUGCCAGGGAUGCCAGGCAAACAUGGAGCAAAGGGUGAGCCAGGGACCCCAGGAGCCAAGGGCGAAAAGGGGGCUGUAGGCUCCCCUGGGCUAUUCGGCCUCAUGGGGCAGAAGGGAGAAAAAGGCGAUGCUGGUAACUCCAUCGGAGGGGGCAGAGGGGAGCCCGGCCCCCCAGGGCUACCUGGGCCCCCAGGGCCAAAGGGAGAAGCUGGGGUUGAUGGCCAGGCCGGCCCCCCAGGACGGCAAGGAGACAAGGGGGAGCCUGGAGCAGCUGGAGACCAGGGACCAGCCGGCCCCAAGGGCACCAAGGGGGAACCAGGGAAAGGAGAGAUGGUGGACUACAACGGAAACAUCAACGAGGCUCUCCAGGAGAUCCGAACGCUGGCCUUGAUGGGGCCCCCUGGUCUUCCCGGACAAAUCGGCCCCCCCGGAGCCCCAGGCCAGAAGGGGGAGAUUGGACUUCCGGGCCCUCCAGGACACGACGGGGAAAAGGGACCUCGAGGCAAGCCAGGAGACAUGGGCCCUCCCGGUCCCCAAGGCCCCCCAGGAAAGCUUGGACCUACAGGAAUGAAGGGAGAACACGGACACCCAGGGAGCCCAGGAGAGAAGGGGGAGAAAGGGGAGACAGGACAGGCAGGCCCCCCGGGUCUAGAUGGCCCAACUGGGGAGAAAGGAGAACCAGGUGGCCAAGGGAGACCCGGAGCAACAGGAUUGCCUGGCCCUAUCGGGCUCCCGGGAUUUACAGGAGAGAAAGGAGAGCCCGGGGAGAAGGGGGAGCCAGGAGUGGAGGUUCCUGGGCCUCCAGGGCCAGAGGGGCCCCCCGGACCUCCGGGGCUCCAAGGUGUUCCUGGACCAAAGGGGGAAGCAGGACUAGAUGGAGCAAAGGGAGAGACGGGUGCCCAGGGAGAGAAAGGAGAUCGAGGGCCGCUGGGAUUACCCGGUACUCCAGGACCAAUCGGAGUCCCAGGCCCAGCGGGACCAAAGGGCGAGAGGGGCAGCAAAGGCGACCUGGGGAUGACAGGACCAACAGGAGCAGCUGGGCUUCCUGGUUUACAUGGACCACCCGGAGACAAAGGAAACCGGGGGGAGAGGGGGAAGAAAGGCUCUAGAGGGUCCAAAGGGGAUAAGGGAGACCAAGGAGCGCCUGGAUUAGAUGCCCCCUGCCCAUUGGGUGAAGACGGCUUACCAGUCCAGGGUUGCUGGAACAAGUGAUACCUCUAACCUGGGAUUGGCCUGUGUGUGUGUUUGUACAUAGAAUAUUUAUUUUUAUACAGUUUUCACUUUUUGAAAAUGCCAGAAGUAUGAUGCAUCUUACAGAUUAUUAAAAAAAAAAAAAGAAAAACCUGCAUAUUUUGUACAGAGAAUGCCAACCUCUUUCCCUUUGUUUACAAGAUGUUUUGUAUAAGUCUACGACUCUAAUACACUUUUUGUUUGUGAGUA